Molecule: messenger RNA, 1392 nt
Organism: Aspergillus fischeri NRRL 181
Lineage: Eukaryota; Fungi; Ascomycota; Eurotiomycetes; Eurotiales; Aspergillaceae
Product: putative class III aminotransferase
Exons: 3
Coding region: 1-1392 (463 amino acids)
Cellular component (GO): cytosol
Molecular function (GO): pyridoxal phosphate binding; transaminase activity
Source: RefSeq, a predicted model, not a curated record
AUGGGUUCCGUUCCCGAGCCAGCUUACCUUUACAAAAAUGUCGUCCACGACCCGACAGUACCUUCUGUUCAGUCUGCCAAGGGAAUGUACAUUCACCUUGACAAUGGGCAGAUAGUUCUCGACGCUACCUGCGGCGCGGCUGUCUCUGCUAUCGGACACGGUGUAGAACGUGUAAAGCAAGCGAUAAUCUCGCAGCUUGACCAAGUCGAAUACUCCCACCCUGGAUUCUUUCCUAAUGCACCAGCUAUGCGGCUUGCAGAUAUGCUUGUAGAGUCUACAGGCGGGAAGAUGUCUCGGGCGUGCAUUCUGGGGUCCGGUUCGGAGGCCGUCGAUGCCGCAAUGAAGCUUUCCCACCAGUACUUUGCAGAGGAAAACCCAGACACCCGACGAACCAAGUUCAUCUCAAGACGCGGUUCUUGGCAUGGCUGCACCUUGGGGUCUCUGUCCUUGGGAGACUUCAAGCCGAGGAAGGCCCGGUUCAAAUCAAUUCUACAUCCCAAUAUCACCCACGUAUCGGCAUGCGACCCGUACCAUGCUCUCAAAGCUAAUGAAGAUCUGGAGACGUAUGUGGCUCGACUCAAGCAGGAGCUUGACGAGGAAUUCCAGCGGCAGGGACCUGAUACCGUCUGUGCCUUUUUCCUUGAGCCAGUGGCCGGAACAGCCCUAGGCUGUGUUGCCGCAGUACCUGGCUACCUGGAGGCCAUGCGGGAAGUAUGCGACCGCUACGGUGCACUUCUGGUCUUUGAUGAGAUCAUGUGCGGCAUGGGCCGCACCGGAGCCAUGCACGCUUGGCAGGUGGACGGUGUCGUGCCUGACAUCCAGCUUGUGGGCAAAGGUCUCGCAGCGGGAUACGGAACCAUAUCUGCCCUCCUUAUCAACGAUCGUGUUGUUUCUGGGCUGAAACAAGGCGGAGGAUACUUUGUUCAUGGACAGACCUACCAAUCCCACCCACUUGGUUGUGCGGCUGCAGUUGAGGUUCAGCGCAUUGUCAAGGAGUAUGAUCUAGUCAACAACUGUCGGGAAAUGGGUGAGUACCUCGGAAUGCAACUGAAACUGCAUCUCGGAGAUCAUCCACAUGUGGGCGAUAUUCGAGGGAGAGGUCUUUUCUGGGCAGUAGAGUUUAUGGAAGACAAGAAUAGUAAGGCUCCGUUUGAUAGUAAGCUUACCCUCAGCAAGCGCCUACAGACCAAGGGACUAGAAAAGGGCUACGGCAUCUGUCUAUUUGCAGCUACCGGUGCGGUAGAUGGGUGGAACGGUGACCACUUCUUGCUUGCACCGCCAUACACUGUUGGAAAGCAGGAUGUGGACGAGAUAGUGAGUCGGGUUGUUAAGGUUAUUCAUAGUGUUUUUGAGGAUAUCUAUGCUUCGAGGCAGCAGCAUCCUUAUCUCUAA